AUGACAUUUCGCUAUGAAUCGUUGCUGACUGUAUAUCGAUUUGUAAGGCGUUUACAUUUUGACGAGACAAGGCAUCCGCCAAGUAAUUUUCUUUGCCUGCAAAAGGAAUCUCCCUGGGAGGGUGGCAUACGCUCCGCAGGCGCUAUCUGGAGUCCACUUUUGCAAAAGAGUAGCUACGUAUCCGAUCAGGUUAUUCAUGCAAUAGAUUGGCUACCCACACUGGCUUCAGCUGCUGGUGUGGUUCUUCCCGAUCAUCACAAUAUAGAUGGAGUCAAUAUGUGGCCCUCGCUUAGUGAAAAUUUGGAGCCGCAGCCUAGAACACUCCUGCAUGUAUUGGAUGAUGUUUUUGGCUAUUCGUCAUAUAUGCGGGACAAUUUCAAAUACGUCAAUGGAAGCCGUUUUGAGGGACGAUUUGAUAGUUGGUUGGGCGAGUUGGAUGCCAGCGAAAUUGAUCCGCUAAGUGCGUACUACGUUCAGCAGGUUCUUUCUUCUGAAGUGCAGCAGGUUUUGGGCUCUAAUAGCCUGACUAGCGAGCGUAUCAAACAGCUCCGUGCCCAAGCAACUCAUCACUGUUCCAUCAACGGAACAAACCACAUGCAGCCUCUGUAUCUGUGCCAUCCCCUGCAAGCGCCCUGUUACUUUAAUUUGACCAACGAUCCAUGCGAGCACUAUAACCUAGCGAACCUGUAUCCAUUGCAACUACAGCUGCUCGAAAAGGACGUAAACGAGUUUCGGCUGGGAGCUGUCAAAAGUGCUCGAGUACCAAUACCAGAUUCGCGUGCAAAUCCCACUCUUCACGAAAACUACUGGGAAUGGUGGAAUGAUACAGAAACCGAAAGAGUUACCAGUGGGGCUGAAAAAUGGAGACCUAAUCUUUUAAACUUGAUUUGGCGAUAUUGUGCUUCAUUCUUCGAAUUUGCUUAUAAGUAAUAUUUUUGAAUCCUUCUUUUCCGAAAAAUAAAAUUGUUUAAGCGGUUGUUCUAAUGUAGCUAACAGGCAAAAAAAGGAA
This is a messenger RNA of Drosophila montana, 1009 nucleotides long. RefSeq names its product arylsulfatase J-like. The transcript is spliced from 2 exons. NCBI's taxonomy places the organism in Eukaryota, Metazoa, Arthropoda, Insecta, Diptera, Drosophilidae. The record is from RefSeq and is a predicted model, not a curated record. Bases 1 to 930 code for a protein of 309 amino acids.